AUGACCUUCAAUGACCUCCUGCAGCAGGUGGGGGGUGUGGGCCGCUUCCAGCGGAUCCAGGUCACUCUGACCGUCCUCCCCAUGCUCCUGUUAUUUUUGCAAGCUGCUCUGCAGAAUUUUACCGCGGCCACCCCCACCCACCACUGCCGCCCACCUGCCGACGCCAACCUCAGCAAGGAUGGGGGGCUGGAGGCCUGGCUGCCCCGGGACAGGCGGGGGCAGCCUGAGUCCUGCCUUCGCUUCACCUCCCCACAGUGGGGACCACUCUCUGCCAACGGCACAGAGGCCAACGUCACAGGGGCCACAGAGCCCUGCACCGAUGGCUGGAUCUACGACAACAGCACCUUCCCUUCCACCAUCGUGACUGAGUGGGACCUGGUGUGCACACACAAGUCCUUGCCCCAGCUGAGUCAGUCCUUAUACAUAGCAGGGUUGCUGGUCGGAAGCUUGGUUUUUGGGACCUUGGCAGACAGGCUGGGCCGCCGGAAAGUGCUGAUCUGGGUCUACCUGCAGUUAGCGGUGUCAGGUUCCUGCGCUGCCUUCACACCCAACUUCCCAGCCUACUGUGCUUGCCGCUUCCUCUCGGGCAUGGCUAUGAAUGGCAUCAACUGCAACGCUGUAACACUGAGUCUAGAGUGGCUUCCUAUCCAUGCCCGAGCAGGUCUGGGCCUCCUAAUUGGAUUCAUCUUAAGCGUGAGCCAGUUCCUCCUGGCUGGUAUGGCUUAUGCCAUGCCCCAGUGGCGCCUCCUGCAGCUGCUGGUCUCUGUGCCCUCCUUUGUCUUCUUCAUCUACUCCAGGUUCUUCAUUGAGUCUGCGCUCUGGUCCUCCUGCAAGGGGAGACUGGACCUCACCCUGAAGUCCCUGAAGAGAGUGGCCAAGAUCAAUGGGAAGCAGGAAGAGGCAGCCAAGCUGAGUAUGGAAGUACUCCAGGCCAACCUGCAGGAGGAGCUGACCAUGAACCAAGCCCAGCCCUCAAUGUUGCAGCUGCUGCGCUGCCCUGCCAUUCGCCACCUUUCUCUCUGCCUCUUCCUACUGUGGUCCACAAGCUCCUUCAGCUUCUAUGGUGUAAUCAUGAGUCUGCAAGCUUUAGGAAUGAAUAUCUACCUGAUGCAGAUACUCUUUGCAGCUGUCGACCUGCCACUGUAUUUCCUGAGCUUUCUGUCUGCCAAAUCACUGGGCCGCAGGCUUACCCAAAUGGGCUUAAUGCUGCUCUCGGGAAUCUGCGUUCUGGCCUGUGCAAUGGUACCCCUGGAUCUGUUAUUCCUUCGCAUCACAAUGGCCAUGUUAGGAAAAGGCUGCAUUUCUUCCUCCAUGAACUACAUUGCUAUAUACACAGGGGAGCUGUACCCCACAGUAAUGCGGCAGAGGGGUCUAAACAUCAUGACAACCUUGGCCAGCUUAGGAGGCACCCUGAGUCCGCUGGUGGCCAUGACAGCCGAAGUCUACCCUUCCCUUCCUCUCUUUAUCUACGGCGCAGCACCUGUGGCUGCCAGCAGCAUCACUGUUCUCCUGCCAGAGACCAUGGGCCAGCCACUGCCCAACACAGUGCAGGACGUGGAGAACAGGUGGAAAGAAAAAGUGAGGCAGAAGCAGCAAAAGCAGCAAAUGGUCCCUCAGACCUCAGCACAAGAGAAGGACGGAUUCUGA
Molecule: messenger RNA, 1647 nt
Organism: Loxodonta africana (African savanna elephant)
Lineage: Eukaryota; Metazoa; Chordata; Mammalia; Proboscidea; Elephantidae
Product: solute carrier family 22 member 6-like
Biological process (GO): transmembrane transport
Cellular component (GO): membrane
Source: RefSeq, a predicted model, not a curated record